UACACACCUAUACAUGUACCUGUUUAUUUAAGAUAAUAUGCCUGAAAUGAAGUACAUGUAAAUAAAGGGACGUUUAGCUUACAUUUGAGCUUAAUCCAAAUUGCACAUGUAUUUUCAUAAAAACAAAAUUUAAAAUGUUAUUUAUUGGCGUUGAAAAGAACAUUUGAAGUUGUAUCUGUCUUAUAACAUAUUAAAAAUUCACCCAAUUUCUUGUAGAUUUAGACUUUGUUUAGGUAUUAUAUUUAUUAAUCAAAGUUUACAAUACUGAAAUGGAUAUGAUAGAUUAUUGCUUUGAAUUCAAGAAAUGAAGUUUCUUGAAAGUCGAUAUUGUUUAUGAAAUAUUUACAUGUGCCAUCAAAAACUGCUCCACGUCAUUCAGUCCUAAUGAUUUAUAGAUAUGACGUCUUGCUGUUUUAGCCUAUCUGAGAACUUUAUCAGAGCUACAAAAGUUGAUAAUUGACAUGCAUAAAGUUUCACGCCAUCGAUAUUUGUGAAAUCACUUUCGGCUAUUUUGUUCCUUUUUCUAUAUCAUAUCCGACGCCAUAGCCAGUACAGGAGAAACGACCAUCAAAUGACAUUUAUUUAGUUACAUUAAUUACGAUGUUGUAAACAAGUUUACUAAUAUCUAAUAAAGAAUGUGAGAAUGAAUUUAAAUGAAAAAAUCUACCGUUUGAUUACACUUCUGUAGUUACAGGUGCGACAUGCCCUCCGUAUCUGACCUUCAUUUUGUGUUUCGGUGUGGACCACGUUUAGGAACAACUUACAAGCAUCAUUGUUUCUACGAAAAUACAUGAAGUAGAUAUACAUCAUCAGUAGCUAAACGUCAAGCAUGAACCAGGAUUCCAUUUCUGAAGGAGUCACAGACAAACAUACCGUUUGUAUUGUGUCGCCAUUUCCCACGUUACCACAACUGAUACGAAAACGACUUCCUGACGUCAACGUGAUAGACUUUCCAUCGCCCAAAGGUUAUUUUUUGGGUCAACUAGAUUUCAGUAAUCUGAUAGAUGAUAUCAACAGGUGUGAAGCUGACAUCAUUGUUAUGUUUCCAUUUCAUUACGUUCGAUUUAUAGAAAGAGGAUUACGUGUAAAUAUCAAAUGGUUUCACUCAAUGAUUGCAGGUACUGAAGGAUUAUUUAAAGCUUUUCCAAAGCAACCGGAAAAUGUCAUCUUUACAAGAAUGGGCGAAGGACAUACCGAUCUGAUGGCGGAAUAUGUGCUCGGUCAAAUAAUUUCACGAGAACAAUACUUCCCUGAAAUGCUGGAGUAUCAAAAACAGAAGAAAUGGGACAGGAUGAAGUUCCUCCAGAAACGUUCACUGGCUAACUUGACCAUCGGAUUAUUGGGAACCGGAGCAAUCGGCUCAAAAGUUGCAUCAGUAUGCAAAGCAUUUGGCAUGACGGUUUGGGGACUCUCUAGAACGAAGAAAGCUUCGCCAAUUCCAAACUUUGACAACCUGAUGGAGAAGAGCGAACUGUCAAAGUUUCUUUCGGGCUGUGACUAUGUGUGCAGUGUUCUUCCUAGCACACCAGAAACCAACGGGAUGUUGUCUGGAAAUGUUCUUCAAGCAUGCCAAAGAAAGAGAGCUACGUUUAUCAACAUUGGAAGGGGUGGGGUGGUCGAUGAGUUGUCUCUUCUGAAUGCUCUGGACAAUAAUUGGAUAGGAGGAGCUAUAUUGGAUGCAACCGAGAAGGAGCCAUUGCCGCCUGAUAGUAAAUUGUGGUCACACCCAGACGUGAUACUAACUCCACACAUAUCAGGACCUUGUAUACCAGAGGCCGUUGCAGAAGUCUUUGUUUCAAACUACCACAAAUUCGUCAAUGGCGACACACUGGAUCAUCAGCUGGACUGGGAACGAGGAUACUAAACAUUAUGGAAAAUAUGUACAUUUUCAGACGGAGAACCGAACUUAUAAUUCUAUAUAAGAAUAUUUGAUUUUAUUGUGUUAUAUUAUGCAAAUAAAAAAGAAGAUAAUACAAA
This is a messenger RNA of Ostrea edulis (European flat oyster), 1977 nucleotides long. Its product is annotated as glyoxylate/hydroxypyruvate reductase A-like. Gene Ontology annotation, molecular function: NAD binding. The coding region runs from base 830 to 1864 and encodes 344 amino acids. The transcript has 12 exons. NCBI's taxonomy places the organism in Eukaryota, Metazoa, Mollusca, Bivalvia, Ostreida, Ostreidae. The record is from RefSeq and is a predicted model, not a curated record.